Molecule: messenger RNA, 5349 nt
Organism: Alosa sapidissima (American shad)
Lineage: Eukaryota; Metazoa; Chordata; Actinopteri; Clupeiformes; Clupeidae
Exons: 5
Coding region: 2572-3936 (454 amino acids)
Source: RefSeq, a predicted model, not a curated record
UUGGAGGUGGGUACGUUAAUGAAGGGGGCAGCCCCUACAUUGAGUAUAUUUAUACGGCUAGAUAUCAGCUGACAGUGCGUCUUCCGUUCUCCCAUUGUCGCUGGAGGAGCUAGCUUCCGUGUUUGGGUGGCUUGCGGGCAGUUUGGUAUGGCCUUGCUGGAGCUAGGUUUACUGCUUGGGUCUCUUGCAUCGUUCUACUACAAAGCGCAUCUUCGCUUGGCAGUGGACUGUUUGCACGUCCAGCCUGGAGCGUUUAUUCACUGGAAUCGUGCUAUUAAGCACUGUUCGGUAGCCCUUCCUGUCAUGUUCUUGGAUUAGCUGUGCUUCCAGACAGUGAAGUUUAGCUGAAGCCUGUGCGGUGCUCCAGAUUGUGGCUGCACAUAGGCCUCGCCGCUGCUGCUUUGUUUCCACGUAAAUUCUACCGUAGGCUAACGUAUGCUGUCCAGUCAGGUAGCUUCCCCCCUGGCCGUGCCACCUGGGAAGCCGCUUGCCGUACAGUACUGUGUACUCUGUGUUAUUACUGCAUGUUCUAACGUGUCCAAAUGACACUGGGCUAGACUGUACUCGCCUCUAUCACCACCGCCUGUUGCUAUAUGGUUUAGGCCUACUUUUGUGUCCAUUGUCUUCACGCUGUGUGUUGUUUUUGUUUGUUUAUUUUCUUUUUUUCAUUUCACUCUCCUAAAUAGGAGAGUUGACUGUAUGUGCUUGUGUGUGUGCGCGUGUGUUUGUGGUUGGGGUGCAUGUGCUUGUGAGUGUGUGUGUCUGUGGUUGAGGUGCAUGCUUGUGUGUGUUCGUCUGCGGUUUAGGGUGCAUGUGUGUGUGCGUGGGCCUUGGAAUCUUGUGGUUGUGUCUUGCAGUGGACCAUUGGGGCAGUAUGCAGGGACCUCCCGCCUAGUACUAAGUGGAAGGCCCAAGGCUCUGUGUGCAUAAAAGCUAAGUGUCCUACACAUUAUUGUAUGCUAUGUCCAACUAGCCAUUUUUUGUGACCUCCCUGCCCUCACUAAACAUUGUUGCCCUUCUCUUUCUCUCUCCCUUGGUGUGUGUGGAAGACAGGAGCUGUUUGACCUCGAGCAGUGGGUCGGUGGUGGAGCCCUUUCCUCACUGGUCUUCUAUUUUGUGCACCUCCAGGGUUUUGCUUUCUUUUCUUUUGUAUUUUGAUCUUGCUGUGUUCACGUGUGGUGUGGUUUUGGACCCGUCCCCCUCCUCUUCAGUCUACCCCUGCCAUGUUUUCUUUAGAAACAAAGCAGCAGUGGCCUUUCCCAGAAUUGAAGCUUGCCGUCUAGAGGGCGGCUCCUCCAGUACAAGGUUUGCAGGACCGCUUCUAGCUGCAGUGAGCAUAAGUUAAAUCCCUUACUUUUUGGUCAUGGAGGAAGACUUACAGGGACCUGGUUGCACAGGUUAAAGCUGAGAAUGAGCGGCUGAGGCUUGAACGAACAGCAACUCCCCAACUCCCCAGCCUGACUCAGGCCGCUCUAGUGACUCCCCGCCUCCGGCAGACCCUCUAGCAGCCACUCCAGCUGAGGGUCCUAAUGCGACAGGAUCCCGAGUGAAUGAUGGUGGUCAGGCCCUUGGCUCUUAGAGGUUGGUCUUUGUCCCCCGUGACCGCAAAUGUCCAAGUUUCAGUGCUAAGUCAGGCAUUAGCGUAACAGAGUGGGUAGAUGAAGCACAAGCCUGUAUGCGCGUCCGGCGCCUCUCCACCGUUGAUCAGGCUGAGUUCUUGUUUGACCACCUUGUGGGGGAAGCGAGGGAGGAGAUAAAAUAUCGCCCUCUUGAAGACCGUAGAGAUCCUGAUAAGAUUAUUAACAUCCUAACAGAGUUGUAUGGGUGUUCUCAGUCAUAUAUAUCCCUUCAGGAGGCAUUCUUCUCCCGUAAACAGCAGGAGGGAGAAACCUUGCAGGAGUUUUCUCUGGCACUGCUGAGUUUAAUGGACAAAGUUAAGAGGCAGGCUCCCCAUGCAGUACUCAGUGCUGAUGUCUUAUUGCGCGACCAAUUUGCAGAGCACGUUUUGGAUGGAGCUCUGCGGAGAGAGUUGAAGCAGUUGAUACGCCCCCAGCCACUACUGACACUGAUAGAACUCAGGGCUGAGGCUAUUAGGUGGGAACGGGAGGGUUUACCAGGAGGCGCUAGGAGCCGUAGCCAUUCUCUUCCUUCCACCUACGGUAUUCAGUAUGCAGUUCAAGGAACCACACAAGCUCCAGCUGGUAGUGGGCCCCAGCAGUCAGAGCUAGAUGAGUUAAAACAGAUCUUAAAGCAGCAACAACGGCAGUUAGACCAGAUGACUCAGAGCAUUGCACAGUUGCACGACGUCCAGCAGCCUCGUCGUCUCCUGCGUGACCAGCCUAUCAUCUGCCGGAGAUGCCACCGCCCAGGGCAUUUUGCCCGUGAGUGUGAUGGGGAAAGGGCCCUUCACCGCUCAUAUUCCCCCUCAGCAGUCCCCUCAACUAGUGGUAGGCCUCAGCCUCCCUCACAGUCGGGAAACUAGUCCCCCCUGGGCUGCAGAGUCACAGCUUAGGUGGGGACAUUGUUGACUCAGAGAGAGUGGGUGGUAGUUUGGGUACAUUAUCUAGCCUAAUGUCUACUUGCCCUCAUUUAGACGUGUGCAUUGGAGGUGAAUUGGUUCCUUGCUUGAUAGAUACAGGUUCUAUGGUAUCGACAGUCACAGAGACAUUCUUUUUAAGACACUUUGAGCCACAGGGUCAGGACCAGAUGCGGUCCUGCCAAUGGCUGCAGCUCCGUGCAGCCAACGGACUGUCUAUCCCUUAUGUCGGCUAUUUAGAGUUGGAGGUAGAACUGUGUCGUAAGACUAUCCCAGGUUGUGGUAUCUUGAUUGUGAAAGAUCCUCCUGGCCCCAUGGGCUCCAGGGUACCUGGGGUGCUUGGAAUGAAUGUGCUUGGUAGGUGUUAUCGUGAGUUGUUCGGUCAGCAUGGCCCCGCCUUGUUUAAAGCUACCUCGGUGUUGCAGGCUCCCACCCUCGUGGUUGAGGCCUUGCAACAAUGUCAUCAAGUAGAGGUUGAGUUGCCAUCUGGCCAGCUGAGUCCUGUCAAAGUUCGUGGUGGGCGAGCAUUUAGAGUCCCUGGGGGAACUAUGAAGCUUAUUCCGUCUACCUGUUCAAGCAUAUAUGCCCAUGGCAUGGUGCUGUUUGAGCCUCCAGAGUCUGGUCUACCAGCUGGAUUAUUGGCGUUGCCUGCACUAGUUAGGGUAGUUGGUGGUACAGCCUCUAUCCCAGUGGUUAAUGUGAGUACCGCAGAUGUCCUUCUCUUCCCACGCACCUUGCUAGGCACUUUACAGCAUGCACACGUAGUCAGCUUGCCGGCUGGAGUAACUGAAGUUCCGUCUGUUACGGCCACAGUCAGUUCCCAGAUAGUUCUGGAACCUGCACCUAGCAUACAGGAACAGAUUGAGGCCUUGGAACUGCCAGCUCUGUCUACAUCAGAGUGGGGCCAGGUCAAAGCUUUGCUCAAACGGUACCAGACAGUGUUUUCUGCUCAUGAUGGUGACCUGGGUUGCACAAAAUUGCUGUCGCAUGAUAUUCCGCUGGUUGAUGAGGUGCCUAUCCGUCAGCGAUACCAGCGAAUACCCCCAUCCGAGUACGAGGUGGUAAAAGCCCACAUUCACCAGCUCCUGGAUGCACAGGUCAUCAGAGAGAGCUGUAGUCCAUUUGCCUCCCCUAUAGUCUUGGUUAAGAAAAAAGACGGUAGCCUGCGCUUAUGUGUAGACUACCGUCAGCUGAAUGCCAAGACUAGGAAGGAAGCGUUCCCAUUGCCCCGCAUCGAAGAGUCGCUGGACGCUUUGGCUGGGGCCAAGUGGUUUUCCACAAUGGAUUUGGCCAGUGGGUAUAACCAGGUCCCGGUCACGGAGGGAGAUAAAGCUAAGACCGCUUUCUGCACCCCAUUUGGCCUCUUCGAGUGGAAUCGAAUGCCUUUUUGGGUUAUGUAACGCUCCCUCCACGUUCCAGUGGCUUAUGGAACGCCUCUUUGGUGAUCAACAGUGCCACUCUUUGCUGCUGUAUUUAGACGACAUUGUAAUUUUUUCGUCUACUGUAUCUCAACAUUUAGAGCGGUUGGAGCUUGUUCUGGGCCGGCUAAAUCAAGAGGGGUUGAAGGCCAAGUUACGCAAAUGUGCGUUUUUUCAGCGGGAGGUCAGUUACUUGGGGCAUGUCAUUUCAGACCAGGGGGUUGUGACUGACCCCAGCAAGGUUGAGGCGGUGGCACAGUGGCGACGCCCAAGUAAUGUCUCAGAGUUGAGAUCAUUCUUGGGCUUCGCCAGUUAUUACCGCCGCUUUGUGGAGGGUUUCGCUAAGUUAGCUGGUCACCUACAUAAGCUGGUAGCAGCUUACGGGGGCAGUAAGUCCCGGCCACCCAAGGCGGGCUUUGCACAGGCUUGGUCCAAUGACUGUCAGGCCAGCUUCGAGGCCCUGAAGGGUAAGUUAACCACCACCCCUGUCUUGGCCUACGCUGACUUCUCCCUUCCGUUCAUCUUAGAGGUGGACGCCAGCUACGGGGGGCUGGGAGCUGUUCUUUCCCAGGAGCAAGGGGGCAGGGUGUGACCAAUAGCAUAUGCAAGUCGUGGUCUACGGCCCACUGAGCGCAACACCAUCAACUAUAGUUCCAUGAAGUUGGAAUUUUUGGCGCUCAAGUGGGCCAUGACUGAGAAGUUUCGAGAAUACUUGCUGGGGAAUAAGUGCCUUGUUUUUACAGACAACAACCCUCUUAGCCACCUGACCUCCGUGAAGCUCGGAGCCACUGAACAGCGUUGGGCAGCCCAACUGGCCCUGUUUGAUUUUCAGCUUCGGUAUCGCUCCGGAAAGAGUAACACCAAUGCUGAUGCACUGUCACGACAGUACCAGCCAGAUGUAGAUCCUGACUCUCUGGCCCCAGGACUGUCUCUUCCAGCCUCCUUGUUGCAGGCUAUUGAACAAGGGCCGUCAGUGGCUGUCAGUCAAAAUCUGGUCGUUGCCUUCCCGGGGCACACCCUGGCUGACUUGUCCUCCCUGCAACAGGCAGACCCAGUUUUGGGGAAGGUCUUGGGCUUCUGGAGGCAGAAAAAACGCCCCAGUGCUGACCAGUGUCGCACACUCUCCAAGUCAGUCCUGACCUUGCUACAACAAUGGGACCGCCUGGUGGAGCAAGGCGGGGUGCUCUACCGUCGUAUUUUCCGCCCAGAUGGCGGUGAGGAGGUAUUGCAGCUGGUUCUGCCCAGUGCCUUGAAGCAAGAGGUGCUCACCCAGUUACACCAAGAUCAUGGUCACCAAGGCGUUGAGCGAACAUCUGAGCUGCUUCGCUCACGCUGCUAUUGGCCAGGUAUGACUACAGACGUGGUGCGUUGGUGUCAGGAGUGUGACAGGUGCCA